AUCAAGCUAGCUUUUACAUAACUCCAAAUCACAAAUUGGAUGAUAAUAUGGGUUUGCUGCCUCAUUCGAUCACCAAAUCAAAAGCUAGUACGUUUCAUUUUGAUAGUGGAGAUGAGAGAUAGAGAUAUGAGGGCUGCUCGUACUUACAGACCAGUUUUUUCAUUAUCCUGGUUUCUAGUAGUGUUACUGGUAAUACCUUUGCUGGUGUUGCUGUCAAUCUUUCUGAUACAGCCUCUGAGUUCAAGCUCUUCAUCAUCAACUGCAACUUGGAUAGUUGAUAAUUCUAGUACUUCUGGAAAUUUUAGCUACUCUCUAGCUUUAACUGCAGCUCAAGAAUGGCCUCAACCUCCAGCUGAAGCUCCACUUACUAGUUUUUUAUAUGGUAGUCCUGCUCCUGCUCCUGCCCCUCAAAUAUCAACUGGGGCUAUACAAGUUGGUGGUUCUAGAAGAGUAAAAUCAUGGUGGAGCAUGAAGCUAGAUGAGCUAGAAGCAAGUUUGGGCAAAGCAAGGUCUUCCAUAAGAGAAGCAGCUGGUACAUCACUAGUACGACUUAGGAACAAGAUCAAUUCGACAUCAAAAACAGUGCAACUAGUACAUGACGACGACCCCGACUAUGUUCCUCACGGCCGCAUAUAUCGGAACGCCCACGCCUUUCAUAGGAGCUACCUAUUAAUGGAGAAGCUGUUCAAGAUAUACGUAUACGAAGAAGGAGAGGUCCCACUGUUUCAUAGUGGUCCAUGCAAGAGCAUAUAUUCCUCAGAAGGAAGGUUCAUUAAUGAAAUGGAGAUGGGCAAAUUGUACAGAACAAAAGACCCAGAUGAAGCACACGUUUACUUCAUUCCAGUAAGUGUGGCCAAUCUGGUUCAGUACCUGUAUGUCCCCGAUUCAAAAGAUCUAGAUCCGAUGAAGCGAGCCACCGUCGACUACGUUAAAGUCAUUGCUGAUAGGCAUCCUUUCUGGAAUAGAAGCCUUGGUGCUGAUCAUUUCAUGCUUUCAUGUCAUGACUGGGGGCCAAUGACGUCAUCCUUUGUUCCAAAUUUGUUCCACAAAUCCAUUAGGGUUCUUUGCAAUGCCAAUACUUCCGAAGGAUUUAAUCCAUCAAAAGAUGUGUCGUUUCCCGAAAUUAAUCUUCUAACAGGUGAAAUCUCAAGUCUAGGUGGUCAGCCUCCAUCGACUCGAACUAUCCUCGCCUUUUUCGCCGGUCAUCUUCAUGGCCACAUUAGGUACCUCCUUUUAAACGAAUGGAAAGGCAAAGACCAAGAUGUCCAAGUCUAUGAGACGCUCCCAAAGAAAGUGUCCUAUGAAAAAAAGUUGAAAAGUAGCAAGUUUUGCUUGUGCCCAAGUGGGUAUGAAGUGGCAAGUCCAAGAGUGGUGGAAGCAAUCUAUGCCGAGUGUGUUCCGGUGUUGAUUUCAGAUGCUUAUGUCCCACCUUUCAGUGAUGUUUUGAAUUGGAAGUCAUUUUCUGUUCAAAUAGAUGUGAAGAACAUAUCGGAUAUCAAGAACAUAUUGAUGGGGAUAUCUCAUAGGCAGUACCUAAGAAUGCAAAGGAAUGUGAAACAAGUGCAACGACAUUUUGUGGUGAAUGGACCUCCUAGGAGAUAUGAUGUUUUCCACAUGAUUGUUCACUCUAUUUGGCUUAGAAGGUUAAAUAUUCGCGUUCAUGAUUUUCGGAAUCAGUAAAAUAUAUAUGGUUUGGGAAACAUAGGGGAUGUGCCUGCCUUGACUUGUUCGGCAUCAAUGGUGGCUAUCAGCAUGUGAUGCGUUCAGUGUUGGGUGAAAUCGUGUGGUGAUAUGCUUGGGGCUUUGCGACAUGACAUUUCGAUGUUGCUGCAAGUAGUAGUAAUAAUGCCUUGGGGGUUUGUUGUAGAGGCUUGGCGGCUCGUUGAGGUCCGAGGAUUCAAUCAUUGUUUAAGGUUUGGAUAUGAUCACUCAGUCACCUAACAUCUGGUGGGUUGCUACAAGAAUGUUGGGUUGGCGAGUUGUGUUUCUCUCGAUGGGUUUGGAUGGCGUAAACGGGUCGAGUCGGUUAUGGGUUAAAGCCUUUAACUUAAAGGUGUGGCAAGGAGGCUUGCCGGAAUCUAGGUGUGUGGUGACAAGGGAUAUCAAUCAGGAUUGGAGGAGUUUGGAAAGACGAUUGGCAAGUCCACAUUUUUGGAGCCUGUGCUUAGGUGGUUGGUCGCAUUCUCUAACGCUCAAGGUUUGAGGUGGUGGUUUUGUUCUUAGUCUAUACGUAUGAGUUUUACGACACAUGCUCUCCAGUCUCCAACCUCAUUCUGGAAAAUAAUUCUGGGAAGCCAGUGUCGUUGUCAUGAAAAAGAGAAGCAGCAUGUCACGACUUAUUUCUUUGUUUCAUUAGGUUUUUAUGUGCUGGUUUUGGUUACUUUUAAUAAGUCUUCUAUUGAGCAGAGGGUUUGAGUAUCUUGGAAUAGUGGCUCUAUCAUUGGUAUGGUGUCAUUCUCAAAGACUAGUAGUUUUAAUUUUGGUUUUUUCUUGUCAUCAAUAUUGUAAUGGGGAGCUGCCCCUACUAGUGUAGUGGUGGUUUUCAUACACUAUGCGAAAGAGCUUUACGCUCCUCUUGAUGUGGGCUAUAAGGAUAUAUUAAGACUCUCGGGAUACGUUAAUCAUUGGUAUCAGUACGUCCUUUUCUCUAGUUAGAGAAGUUUGGAUUGUACCGAGUCAUCUCUACUGUUGUAAUAUAUUGGAUUAAUAGAAUUUCUUUCUCCUUAAAAAACAAA
Messenger RNA from Rosa chinensis, 2735 nucleotides. Its product is annotated as probable glycosyltransferase At3g07620. The transcript is spliced from 4 exons. The record is from RefSeq and is a predicted model, not a curated record. Bases 40 to 1680 code for a protein of 546 amino acids. Lineage: Eukaryota; Viridiplantae; Streptophyta; Magnoliopsida; Rosales; Rosaceae. Gene Ontology annotation, molecular function: glycosyltransferase activity.